GACUUCCUCUUCAAGGGCUUAAACCAACCCGGGAACACAGCAAACCAGUUGGGAUCGAAGGUGACUCCUGUUUUUGUCACGCAACUCCCGGGAUUGAACACACUCGGCAUCUCACUUGCUCGCAUAGACUUUGCGCCUUAUGGUCUUAUCCCUCCUCACACUCACCCGAGGGCUAGCGAGAUACUUGUGGUGAUACAAGGCACUCUUGCUGUCGGCUUCGUGGCAUCCAAUAAUCCGGACAACAAGCUCUUCACAAAGGUUCUUAAUGAGGGAGAUGUCUUUGUCUUUCCACAAGGUCUCAUCCACUUUCAGCUCAACAUUGGAAAUAAAAAUGCAGUGUCUAUUUCCGGGCUCAGCAGCCAGAAUCCGGGAGUGAUUACUAUUGCCAAUGCAGUAUUUGGAUCAAAGCCACCUAUCUCUCCCUAUAUUUUAGAGAAGGCUUUCCAGCUUGAUCAGAAGACAGUGGAAAUACUUCAGGCCAAAUUCUGGACGAACAAUAGCUAGAGAUCUAUCAUUGGUUGCUUAAUUGCUUG
This is a messenger RNA of Dendrobium catenatum, 533 nucleotides long. Its product is annotated as germin-like protein subfamily 1 member 16. NCBI's taxonomy places the organism in Eukaryota, Viridiplantae, Streptophyta, Magnoliopsida, Asparagales, Orchidaceae. The transcript has a single exon. Gene Ontology annotation, cellular component: cell wall. Gene Ontology annotation, molecular function: manganese ion binding. The record is from RefSeq and is a predicted model, not a curated record. The annotation marks the transcript as partial.